CCCACCACAGUAGGACGGUCGUCGACGUCCAGUGACUCCGCAGUCAAGCGAAACCAAAUGAAAAACAGAAGCAGUAAUGGCUUUUGACUCGGAACCAAGUGGCCGCUCUCCUGCAGUUGCCGGAAUACUAAUAGCUGUAAUAUCCAGUUUCAUCAAUGGGUCGACAUUUGUGCUUCAGAAAAAGGGAAUAUUACGCUCCCGCGACAGAGGAGGCUCGUACCUCAGAGAUGUGGUGUGGUGGAGUGGCACGAUGUCCAUGAUUAUUGGCCAAAUCGGGAAUUUCCUGGCGUACAAUGUGGCCCCUGCUGUGAUAGUUACACCACUAGGAGCCCUUGGAGUGUUAUUUGGGGCUGUGCUGGCUUCUUGGAUCCUGGAGGAGCAUUUAAAUAUCCUGGGGAAGCUCGGCUGUGUAUUAUGUUGCUGUGGCUCUGUUGUGCUUAUCAUUCAUGCCCCUAAAGCAGAGGCUGUAACGUCGAGACUGGAGCUAGAGGAGAGGCUGUCAGACCCAGUGUUUGUAGUGUAUGCCCUCCUUGUGGUCCUUAUUCUGAUCACUCUAAUCGUGUGGAUUGCUCCAGCUCACGGCACAUCAAACAUCAUGGUGUAUGUUGCCAUAUGUUCCCUCUUGGGAAGCUUCACUGUUCCAAGCAGCAAAGGACUCGGCCUGGUAGCCCAAGACGUCUUUGGUGAAGGGCCCUCGAGCAGCAGAGCUCUGGCUCUCCUCGUGUGCUUGCUGGGGACGUUGGCAGUCAGCAUCCUCAUACAGUUCUUCUUCAUCAGUAAGGCCUUGGAGUGUUUCAGCUCCAGCAUGUUUGAAGCCAUAUACUAUGUGGCGUUCACAUCCAGCGUGAUUCUCGCUUCUGCUCUUCUCUUCAAAGAGUGGACUGCACUAACUUUGACUGACAGCCUUGCCAUGCUUUGUGGUCUAACAACAGUGUGUGUGGGGGUCGGUUUACUCCGCAUUUCCCAGGAGGCUGUGAUUAUUUGGAAGAAGAAGGAGGCGUGGGAAAAGACAGACUGAUUGAGAUGUUUUCAUAUUCACACGACUUUUGUGCCAUACUGCAUUUCUUAUUAACAUAGUCUAUACUUUUGUACCAUGCUAACUCCAGUUUCAGUGACCAAAACUACAGUAUACUGUAUUCAUAACUAGUUUCACUUAACAUUAUACUUGAAUCUCCUUGCAGUUUCUAAUGAAGCAGUUCUUAGUUACUGUGUAAUCCACAAAUAUCACAAACAGUUAAACCCAUUCAUUUUUCUCUUGCUAAUCAUUCCUGCUGUAACUUAAUUAUUACAAAUGCAACUCUCAUGCUUUCAACAGCAAACUCAAACAUGGACCGGGUGACUAACAGUUACAUUGUCAACUUUGUGUUUUUACCCAUUCCAAAUGGUUACAUAGAGACUUACAAAAAAAUCCCAAAGCUACAAAUAAUUCUGUUUUCUUUCAUGAAUGUGAAUGAAUGAAUCCCCUCAAGGCUUUAAGAGGUCCCUUAAAUGUUCUCCCUUUCUCCCCAAGCCGAACUGUCUCAGUGUAGAAUCACCUACACUUUUACUAAUUCAGUGUGCCUGCGAAUUAUUCAAUGAAAUUUCAGAAGCAGUCUCUUUAGUGCAGGAGUUGUAUAGAAGAUGAGUAUCAGCAAUGACUGAGUGUUUGGUCUGAUGGAUGGAUUUAUAAAGCUGAUAUAACAAAUAUAAACUAUUCUUCUGUGGCCACUUGUUUUGUUUUGUCAUGAUAUUAAGUGUUGCUAUGUGAUAUACAUGUUUGGAUUAGACAUUAUUUGGAUUAUGGAUUAUUUAUAUAUAUCAUACAUAUGUUUACACUAAAUUCUACUACUGUAUGUGUCAGAGGUGGCUUAAUGGUGAUGCCUAAACUUGAAACUGGCGUGCUGGCAUUAGCAACAUUUGUCCUACUGAGGAGUCAGUGAGCAACACACUAUCCUUACAAGCUCUAUGGGUCUAGUCUUUGUUAAGUUAUUCGGUUAAUAUGCUUGAUUUCAAAAGAAUAACACUAAAUCAAACUAGUUACAUGUCAGCGUCACCUGUAAGAUAUCUUGGCUUUUUCCAGCCUCAUACAACUUGUGCCUUGAAUCUUUAAUACACUGUCAGGUUUCUGGGGUAAGAAACAGACACAAAUAACUCUCCCACCAUUCCUCUCUAAAGAUGUUGACGAUUAGGGCUGCAACUUUUUUUAUUGUAAGUAAAUUGAUCAAUCAUUUUGGCUAUAAAUUGAAUGUCCACUGUUAUUUCGCAGAGCCCAAAUUGACAUCUUCAAAUGAGUCGUUUUAUCAGACCAACAGCCCACAACCAAUAUAUAUUUGAUUUACUAUCAUAGAGGAACAUAAGAAAAUCUUCACUUUGGAAAAGCUGAGAUCCGAGAAUGUUUGACAUUUUUUGCUUGAAAAAAAUAAUUGUAACGAUCAGUCGAUUAUCAAAAUAUAUUAGUUACCAAUUAAUUUCCUGUCAAAUAAAUAAUCAAUUAACUGGCUGAUCUUUUUUUUCAGAUUAAAUUAUUCCAGUUUCUUCCAAUGAUACCUGCUGAAUUGAAACUGUUAGAUUAUAAAACAGAUUUACAAUAAGUGAAUAAAUGUUUCCUCCAAUUUAUUUAGUAAAACUUUUGACACAUAUCAUUAAACUAAUACUGAUUUAAAUUCCCACAUAUGUUGGUUGUCAUGAUGCUGUAGUCCCUAUUAUUAGCAAUGUGUAUUAAAACAAGUUUUGUUUUUGUUAUAAC
This is a messenger RNA of Xiphias gladius (swordfish), 2725 nucleotides long. It is a transcript of the gene nipa1, whose product is annotated as NIPA magnesium transporter 1. Gene Ontology annotation, cellular component: membrane. NCBI's taxonomy places the organism in Eukaryota, Metazoa, Chordata, Actinopteri, Istiophoriformes, Xiphiidae. Bases 77 to 1018 code for a protein of 313 amino acids. The record is from RefSeq and is a predicted model, not a curated record. The transcript has 5 exons. Gene Ontology annotation, biological process: magnesium ion transport. Gene Ontology annotation, molecular function: magnesium ion transmembrane transporter activity.